Molecule: messenger RNA, 1323 nt
Organism: Tetranychus urticae (two-spotted spider mite)
Lineage: Eukaryota; Metazoa; Arthropoda; Arachnida; Trombidiformes; Tetranychidae
Molecular function (GO): hexosyltransferase activity; UDP-glycosyltransferase activity
Source: RefSeq, marked provisional
AUGAAAUCUAAAUAUCGAGUCUUUUUAUCUUCAAUCGAUGCAUUUGGUCACAUCAAUUGUACAUUGGGCUUUGGUGAGCUUCUUGCCCAAGCAGGACAUGAAGUAACAUUUGUGAACCGUUCAUAUCUCUCUAAGCUGGCUGAAAAACAUGGUUUCAACUUUAUUCCCUUUGAUGAAUCAUUUUUCAGCCAAUUGUCUUCAAAGCCCUUUGAAAACUGGGUUGAAACCAAUUUGGAUAAAUUCCGUUCAGAUGCCUUGACACGUUAUUCGAACUGGUCUGAUCAGGAUAAAGAAUUGUUUGCAAUCAUAACUGAUUCCUACGAGCCUACUAAUAAAGCUCUUGAAAAGGUAUUGAAAGAACAUCAUGAUUCGUUUGAUAUUUUCAUUGGUGAUUUUGUCACUCGUUACCCAGCUUUAUACCAAUCAACCAAACCUUUCAUACCGCUAUAUUCAAUGAAUCCUUUAUCACUUUACCCUGGAGGACCACCGCCAUUCUCAGGAUACUCUGUUAAAGUUGAUCAGCAAACAGCUGAACAAUUCAGGCAACUCUACUUUGAUGCGACUUCAAGGUUUUUAGAAAAACUGAAUGCUUGGUGGGAAUCACACAUGGUACCAAGCUUGCCAAAAGAGACUAGUUUUGUUGAUGAACCAAAAUAUUUUGGAUUCUAUCAUUACCCUGAAGGACUUGACUAUAAAGAAUGUGGACCUAAAAUAUCCGACAAAUGGGUUCGAGUUGACGCAAGUAUACGCCAAGCAAAUGACGCCUCAGUGUUUAAAAUUCCCGAUUCUUUGGCAAAUUUACCUGGGAAAUUGAUUUUCUUCUCUCUUGGUUCACUUGGAUCAAUUGACGUUAAAUUGAUGAGAAAGUUAAUCGAUAUUCUAGCCAAAUCGCCACAUCGUUUUAUUGUUUCUAAAGGACCAAGAGGUGAUGAAAUUGUUCUUGCACCUAAUAUGUGGGGACAGAAUUAUGUGGACCAAAUCCCGAUCUUGAAAGCUGUUGAUAUGGUAAUUACUCAUGGUGGUAAUAACACAUUUAUAGAGACAUUAUACUUUGGUAAACCUUUGAUUGUGAUUCCUUUUUUCUUUGACCAAUUUGAUAAUGCCCAACGAGUUGUCGACUGUAAUAUUGGUAAACGUCUGAAUAGCUGGGAUCUUGAUACAAAUUUACUUGAUGCAAUAGAGGAAACAUUGACUAACACCGAGUUUCAUCAGAAAAUUAAUGAAAUCUCAAUCUCAAUGAGAUCAGCUGAAAGCAAACAGAAAGCUGUAACAAUGAUUGAAAAUUUAUUGACUCAACUUGACUUAGAGAGAAUCAAAAAAUAA